GCAGGGGAAAACGAGUAAUGGGUAUUGGCUUUUUGUGUAUUGGUGGUAGAACAUCCAGGGGGGUAUAUAUGCCACACGGUACAGGGAGACGAUAAACACUCCAACAUUUGGAAUUACAGACGAUACAACAUGAGAACGUCGGUGAUUAUUGUGUUCGGCCUGGUAGUGGCGGUAUGUGCAGCAGCGGAUGAGCCGAUAGCCAUUGUCAGUCAGACUCAGGACGGUCCGAAUCCCGACGGAUCCUACAAAUUCGCAUUCGAAACGGCCAACGGAAUAAAAGGGGAGGAAUCGGGCUCGGUGACAGGUGAGGGUGAGAAUGCCGCGCUCCAGGUACAGGGAUCAUCAUCCUACAAAUCAUCGGAUGGACAGGACAUAUCGUUGACCUAUACCGCUAACGAGGAGGGAUUCAAGCCAGAGGGGGCGCAUUUACCCACCCCCCCACCGAUACCGGACCUCAUCAAAAAGGCACUCGAGUGGAUCGAGGCACAUCCCUCCAAAGAGAAUCAGUAAUUGGAGAAAAUUACUCGCAUGGAAAAUGGACACAGCAUCAAGAUGACUGUUGGGUACACCUUCUGGAGGCGAUACGCAAGGGCUAUUUCUCUGGUGUGAUUUUCUUCAAUUUUUUUGGACUCUCACGUCUCGUUGAUUAUUGAUUUUGUUGUUACCUGUCCCACCUAUAUAUUUAUUGUUAUUGUUGUGUUGUUGACGUCGUGAUUAAGGCGUCGAGCAUGAAAAAUGUUGUAUUUUAAAAAAUGAAAAAAAUAUACAAAUGUGCAAUUA
This is a messenger RNA of Diachasmimorpha longicaudata, 780 nucleotides long. It is a transcript of the gene CPR22, whose product is annotated as endocuticle structural glycoprotein SgAbd-8-like. Gene Ontology annotation, molecular function: structural constituent of chitin-based larval cuticle. The record is from RefSeq and is a predicted model, not a curated record. The coding region runs from base 130 to 510 and encodes 126 amino acids. NCBI's taxonomy places the organism in Eukaryota, Metazoa, Arthropoda, Insecta, Hymenoptera, Braconidae. Gene Ontology annotation, cellular component: chitin-based extracellular matrix. The transcript has 3 exons.